AUGCAACAGCCAUACUCCAACAACACUCAACAGAAAGGCGCCCCCUACUACCAGUCCCACGUCUCUCCUUCAACAGCCGCUGCCCACCACCUCAGCCUUCCUUACCUCCACUCCCCCGCCAAUGGCUCUUCCACCAGCUUGCUCGACGCCGUCGUCGGCCACCAGGCCCAUACCCCCAAUACCGGUAUCCAGUCUUCUACCAAUUAUCCCUCCCACCCUGCUUCUGUCCGGCCGAACCCGCCUUCGUCCUACUCGCAGGCCUUCAACAACGUAUCCAGGGAUCCUUCUUCGGGCGCGUCGAGCCAGUCCCACGGGGGCAGCUCUUUGGGCAAGGUCAGCGAACGGGGCGAGAGUGACUGGGACGUGGUGAGCGCGAGUGAGGGUGGCGCGCGAGGGCAGGGAGUUGAUGAGGAGGAGGAUGAGGAGGCGGUCAAGGAUCUUCAAGAGAAGGUCGCCAAGCGACGAUCUCAGCUCCCUCGUCUCGAGUCUCAGCUCGCCGACCUCGAAGCCCAGAUCAAAGCUGCCGAAGACCGUCUCGCCCAGGCGCAGACCAAUCCCAAGGGUGGUGCUCCCGUCCGCCAGUAG
Molecule: messenger RNA, 585 nt
Organism: Cryptococcus wingfieldii CBS 7118
Lineage: Eukaryota; Fungi; Basidiomycota; Tremellomycetes; Tremellales; Cryptococcaceae
Exons: 3
Coding region: 1-585 (194 amino acids)
Source: RefSeq, a predicted model, not a curated record